UGCUCCUACUGAUCUCUCCUCUCUCCGCUCUCCUCUCCGUGGUAAUAUUAUUAUGAGGUCACUUUGGAUCAGAUCUCGGGGUGGCGUUCUUGAUCGUGUCGAACGAUGAUGGCCGUCGAUCUGGUGGGCCGUGGAAAGAUGGACGACCUGGUGGCGCUCCAGGAGGCGACCGCCGCCGGGGUCCGCAGCUUGGAGCACCUCGUCUUCCGGCUCUCCCACCUCCCGUCGUCGCCGUCAGAUUGCAGCGAAAUCGCUGAUACGACGAUCUCCAAGUUCAAGCAGGUGAUCUCCGUCCUCGACCGCACCGGGCACGCCCGCUUCCGCCGCGGACCGGCUCCCGCCACCGACGGAAGGCUGAGUCUACUCCCGGAACCGCCGAAGCCGCGUCCGCCGACGGCGCCGAGGGCCAUAACCCUGGACUUUACCAGGCAGGGGGGCGACCUUCCUGGGACGUCCCUGAAGCUCGGUUUCGGCGCCUCGGCCACGACGUCGUCCGCGAAUUCCUCCUUCCUCUCCUCGCUCACCGGCGACGGCAGCGUCACCAACGGCAGGGUGGGGCCCUCCGUCGGGAAGCCCCCCCUCUCGUCGUCGUUCCACAAGAAGAGAUGCCCCGGCUCCGGCGUUGCCGCGAGAAAGAACGCCGGCGCCGACGGCCUCUGCCACUGCUCCUCCAAGAAGAAGAGAUCGCGGGCGAAGAGGACGAUACGCUUGGCGGCGAUAAGCUCGAGGGACGCUGACAUACCGCCGGAUGAGCACUCGUGGCGGAAGUACGGCCAGAAGCCAAUCAAGGGCUCCCCUCACCCCAGGGGCUACUACAAGUGCAGCAGCGUGCGGGGGUGCCCGGCGAGGAAGCACGUGGAGCGGGCGGCCGACGACCCCUCGGUGCUCAUCGUGACCUACGAGGGGGAGCACCGGCACACCCCCAACCCUGCGCCGCCCGCGUCCACGGAGGCCAUCAUCGUCGGCCGCCCACGUGCUUGAUUCCUUUCUUUCCUUGGUGUCAGCGUUAGCCUGUAAAAAACGAUUCACGAGGAAGGAAGAUUGAAGAAGAGAAGAGAAAGAAUUCGAGAAACUUGAAUUUUGACUUGCGUGGUGGGGGUGGAAAACAUGUUGUCGCUUUGGAGCUGUGAAUUAACGAGCUGGGUUUGAUGCAGAAGACUUCAACGUUGCGUCGAAAGACAUGGUUGGGUGGAGCUUCCUUGGAUCUGUAACGUGCAAUGGCUCGAGUGGUCCUUGUUCGUCGGCGGCUCCGCUCCCACUUCUCGACUCCUUUUUGUCUGGUUGACCUCCAUCACCUUGCACUCGAGGAGGAUGUAUUUGUUAAUACAUUCUGAUAAUUUUUGGGGAUUGAAAUUUCGACUCCUUGUUUAAUGUAUAAAAAUAUAAGGAACUCCAAGCUAAGAUCAACAAUCUUGUACGUCUUCCACUGUUGUUCCAAUAAUUGCUAGAUAUUUUUAUUUUAUAAAAAAAACAUGAUGGGUCCUGAAAUGUAUCUCAUUAUUCGCCCUAAAAAUAAAGGUGGAUGGAUUAGGGAUU
Molecule: messenger RNA, 1536 nt
Organism: Musa acuminata AAA Group (dessert banana)
Lineage: Eukaryota; Viridiplantae; Streptophyta; Magnoliopsida; Zingiberales; Musaceae
Product: WRKY transcription factor WRKY51-like
Exons: 3
Coding region: 106-981 (291 amino acids)
Biological process (GO): regulation of DNA-templated transcription
Molecular function (GO): DNA-binding transcription factor activity; sequence-specific DNA binding
Source: RefSeq, a predicted model, not a curated record